This is a messenger RNA of Neolamprologus brichardi, 4671 nucleotides long. The record is from RefSeq and is a predicted model, not a curated record. NCBI's taxonomy places the organism in Eukaryota, Metazoa, Chordata, Actinopteri, Cichliformes, Cichlidae.
UUGUUCAAAAGCCAAGAUGAACAGGCCUACAUGUCCCUGAUGAGAGGCCUGAAGGAGCUGGACCUACAGGGAUCCUAUGUUCCCAGUGACCUGGUGCUGAUCGGAGACCAUGCCUUUCCUUUAGCAAUGAACAACCGAGGUCAGGUGCUGAUGGCUGCCUCUCUGUACGGCAGUGGAAGGAUUGUGAUCCUGGGUCAUGAGGGCUACUUGAAAGCCUUUCCUGCUCUGGUAGAAAAUGCUGUGACCUGGCUGAGAGGUGAUGGAUUUGAUAACCUCUCUGUAGGGGUGCACAGAAGUGUAUGUGCAGUUGCUAAUAACCUUCAAAAAUCCAGCUUCCAAGUAGAAGUUGUGGGAGCCUUCAGUGACAAACUGGGAAUUGGUGUUUAUGUGACCGAUGCCUACAGCGUGGGCUCAGACCCAGUGGAGCUGGUGGCGUUUCUGAAAGCUGGAGGAGGGGUGCUGAUAGCUGGGCAGGCGUGGGGCUGGGCUGCAGAUCACCCCAAAGAGAACACACUGCAUCAGUUUGAUGGGAAUAAAGUGUCGGGAGUGGCAGGAAUCUACUUCACUAAGAACUGUGGUGAGGCGGAGAACUUGCCUGUCUACCCUCAGAUCCCGUCCUCCUGGAUGUCUGUGGUCAAAGGUAAGGAUUUUGAGGACGACUUGCAGUUCUUACUCCAGGGAAUUUCAGAGUUCGAGCUCCCGCUGGGGUCAACUGCUUCUGAGGUUCUAGUCCAUGGACCGCUAGCCUUUCCCAUCGAUACUACACAUGAUGGACGUGCAUUCCUCGCAGGAGCCUAUUAUGGACAGGGACGAGUCAUUUUGAUUUCACAUGAAGGAUUUCUGGGACUUGAGAUCCUGAACCAAAUGGGAUUGAGCCUGUUGGGUGCAACAAUCGGAGGAGGAACAUACAAAGCUCUCGUACCCAGCCAGACUAUUAAAGACAGCUACCACUUCCGCCACCUUCUAAACCGCUUUGCUGCCCAUGUGACUGCAGGUGAAAAACUUAGCCAGCAUGAGGAGAGAUAUCUGAAAAAGCUGGGCAACGACUGCAACGUCUACUUGCAGAUGAAAGCCCAUGACUCCUCCCACUACAGACAAGUUUUGGCCACAGUCACGGAUAUAUUAAUAACAUCAGGCCUGCCAGAAGUGAGUGACAGCUGCCCUGUAAAGAGUCCCAAAGACCACCUCCUCCUCGCUGUGGGUACCCAGGUAUAUAAGGUUUCCCCAGACCCUGACGCUCUCCCGCCCUACCUCAUUAAGGGCAACCCAAUGAUGCCUGUUGUCUAUAACCACCGGAUCAAGGUUGAUGUCAAUACAGCAGAUGGGGAAGAGUGGAUCAGCGCAGGUCUCUACCUCUCUCCUGGUAUGAAGACCUACAUGGCCAUACCACCUCAGAUUGUCAACAAGGAUUGGAUGAUUCAGAUAGGAUGUCAAACUGACUCACUGCAUCACAAUGAGGAGCUGAAGAGACCACCGUCUGUCCAUGAGCGAUUUCCUGUCACUGCACAGAUGAUACAGGUUUGGAACCUGUGGGGAGGACUCAUCUACCUGGUGGCCCCACCCAAAACACAAGUGAAGGGGUUGGAGGUCAUAGUGCAGAUGGCUGUACCUGCUCCAUAUUACAAGUCUGAUCUGGCUGCCAAACCACACAAAUUUCCCCGCAAGGAGCGCUUUGUGACAGAUGUGCAGAUUUCUCACGAGACUCCCAAGAACAUAAGGCCUGACCAAAAAAAACGCUGGGUGACUGACUGGUUACAUGUGGACCAGUCUUUGGACCAGCUGGCACUCCUAACACUCAGGAGUCUCCAGGAAAAGUUUGGCUGGGAUGCCUUUAAGAAGGUGUUUACUCCGUAUCACCACAUAAAGGACUUCCCCAGUGACAACAAAGGAAAGAUGAACCUGUAUGCUGAGACUUUCUCCCAGACUGUGGGGAUAGACCUGACUGGCUUCUUUAAGGCCUGGGGCUGGCCAAUAGAAACAGCCACUAAAGGGAAGCUCUCCCAGCUGCCUUCCUGGAACGAUCACCCCAUGACCCACUCCUUUGGCUGGGAUGCUGAAAAAAAAGCGUUCACUGCUUGCCACCACAUAAACAACUUCCCCAGUGACAACACAGAAAAGAUGAACCUGUUUGCUGAGACUUUCUGGCUGGGCCGUAAAAAAACGGCUACUAUCCGGUUGUUAAGUGAUGACUCAUUCAAAAUCAAACAUGAAGAAGCCUACACCUCCCUGAUGAGAGGCCUGAAGGAGCUGGACCUACAGGGACCCUGUGUUCCCAGUGACCUGGUGCUGAUUGGAGACCAUGCCUUUCCUUUAGCAAUGAACAGCCGAGGUCAGAACCUGCCCGUCUACCCUCAGAUCCCGUCCUCCUGGAUGUCGUUAGCGACAGGCAGGGAUUUUAAGGAUGACUUGGAGUUCUUACUCCAGGGGGUUUCAGAAUUCAACCUCCCCUCUGAGUAUCUGUGUUCUGAGGUUCUAGUCCACAGCCCACUAGCCUUUCCCAUCGGCACUACAGAAGAUGGACGACCAUUCCUGGCAGGAGCCUACUAUGGGCGAGGACGGGUCAUUGUGGUUACACAUGAAGGAUGUCUGAAAUUUGAGAGCAUGGCUCCAUUUUGGAGAAACGCCAUUCACUGGUUGGAUGAAGGGCGCAGAGGGGUUGUAGGUGUCAUGAAUAUAGAUGCUGCACUCAAAGUUCUGAGUGAGUCUGGGCUGAAGUGUGAGAAGACAAACUUCAGGAAAGACCUCAGUGUGUUUGUGUGUAAAGCGUAUAUCACUGAGCAUUUGGAGGAAAUCCAAAACUUUGUGGCAGAGGGAGGAGGCCUGCUGAUUGGAGGACAUGCCUGGUACUGGGCAAAUACACAUGCUGGGCAAAAUGUACUAACAGAUUUCUCAGGAAACAAGAUCCUCAACCUAAUGGGAUUGAGCCUGUUGAAAGCAACAAUCAGCGCGGGAUCAUACAAAGCCCCUAUUCCCAGCGAGGCUAUUGAAGAUACUUACCAUUUCCGCCACCUUCUCUACCGCUUUGCUGCCCAUGUGAUUACAGGUGGAAAACUAAACAAGAAUGAGGAGGGAUGUUUGAAAAAGCUGGGCAGCGACUGCAAUGUCUACUUACACAUGAAAGCCCAUGACUGCUUCCACUACAGACAAGUCUUGGCUGCACUCACUGAUGUGUUAAAGAGGUCAGGCCUGCCGCAGGUGAGCGACAGCUGUCCUGUAACGACUCCAAAAGACCACCUACUCCUCAGUGUGGGAUCAGCUGUAUAUAAGGUUUGCCCAAAUCCCGAUGCCCUCCGGCCCUACAUCAUCAAGGAUAAUCCAGCAAUGCCUGUUGUCUGUAACCAUAAGAUCAAGAUCGAUGUUAACACAGCAGGUAAGGAAGAGUGGAUCAGUACAGGUCUCUACCUGUGUCCUGGAAUGAAGACCAUCGUGGUCUUACCAGCUGAGAUUAUCAACAAAAACUGGAAGAUUCAGAUAGGCUGUCAAACUGAUGAGCUACAUGACAAGGAUGAGCUGAAGAGACCACCAUGUGUUCAUGAGCAGUUUACUGUUAGUGUAACAACUGCAGCUGAGUGGUUAACGCUGCGCACAGCUCCUUCACCGUGGGCAGAGUUGGAGUUUGAAAACAUCGUCCUCACCAUACCAUCAGAUGCUAUUCGGGAUCUGGAGCGCCCCGACAAGGUGGCUGCUCUCUGGGAUGAAAUGAUGAGCGCCAUUGCAGAUCUGGCUGCCAAACCACACAAAUUUCCCCGCAAGGAGCGCUUUGUGACAGAUGUGCAGAUUUCUGCAGGCUGGAUGCAUUCAGGUUAUCCCAUCAUGGCACACCAUGCCUCAGCUGCUGAAGUAGUUGGUGUUAAAAAAGGUAAAGAACUGUGGGGCCCCAUCCAUGAGUUGGGACACAACCAACAGAGAAGCUGCUGGGAGUUCCCACCACACACCACAGAGUGUACAUGCAACCUGUGGUCAGUGUAUGUGCACGAAGAGGUGCUGGGCAUCAACAGAGCACAGGCCCAUGGUCAUUUGACUUCAGCAAACCGAAAGAGUCGAGUAGAGGAGUACAUCAAGGGAGGAAGGAAACUCAGUGACUGGAGUGUGUGGGUUGCCCUGGAAACAUAUCUGCAGCUCCAGGAAAGGUUUGGCUGGGAUGCCUUUAAGAAGGUGUUUGCUGCGUACCACCACAUGAGAGACUUUCCUGAUGACAACGGCACAAAGAUGAACCUGUAUGCUGAGACUUUCUCGCAGACUGUGGGGAUGAACCUGACUGGCUUCUUUAAGGCCUGGGGCUGGCCCAUCGAAACAGCCACUGAGAGGAAACUGUCCCAGCUGCCUUAUUGGAAUGAUCACCCCAUGACCCAGUACAAAUGAACUAAACACGACUGCGGAAUAAAGAAAUGUAACGAGUGAAACUUUAGUUCAUUAAACGCUUUGUAUUAAUCUUUUUAUAACAUUUAUUGCAUGCAGAGGAACGUUGUAGCUUUUUUCAGAGUAUUUGCACUGAUCAUUUGCUCCAAAUUAGUAUCCCUCCAAUUUAACUAGAUUUCUUUGAGUAAACUUGGACAUUAACAUGUCCUCUGUGCUUAUUUUUACAUCUGGGAUUGUAAGCUCCACAUCAAAAGGAGCCAGCUGAGGUGGUUUGGGCAUCUGACAAGGAUGCCCCCUGGGCGCCUCCUGGGU